AUGAUUUUGGGGAAAUGCCCAGAUGCUAUCGUCGAUCUCGUCCGGGCUUGUGCCCGAUCCAGGCAUCUGGGAGAGGCCAGGCGGCUCCACGCCCAGAUUCUAGACAGCCCCAAUCGCGGCAACAAGCUGGUGCUGGAUCAGCUGGUGAUAAUGUAUGGCAAAUGCGGCAGUGUGGAAGACGCCCGCGAGGUGUUCGAGAGCAUCGAUGCGCCGGAUGGCUACUCGCGCAAUCUUCUCAUGGUUGCUCACGCGCACAACGGGCAGAUCCACGGAGCCAAACUCACGUUCGACAGCAUGGGGAUGAGGAGUGUGGUGUCAUGGAACGUCAUUGUUCUUGCAUUUGCCCAGGUUCGGCAUCUAGAGGAAGCACGGAUAAUCUUCGACUUUAUGCCUGCCAGGACGAUCGUCUCGUGGAACACCAUGAUCGCUGCCUACAGUCAGGCUGGGUCAGUGACGGAAUCGAAACUUCUUUUUGAUGCUAUGCCUGGUCGCAGCGAAAUCUCUUGGAACAGCAUGAUCACUGCAUUUGCCCAAAAGGGGCAUUUUGAGAUUGUGACCGCUUGCUUCUACAAGCUACCCAAGCGAACGAUCGUGUCGUGGAACUCCCUACUUUCAGCGUUUUCUCAGAGAGGUCACACGCAGAAAGCCAUCGAAAUCUUUCGAGCUAUGCCCGAGAAGGACACGAUCUCCUACAACGCAAUGCUGAUCACUUAUGCUCAAGCCGGGUUUGUGGAGGAGGCCAAAAGGAACUUCGACGAGAUCCAGGAGAGGAGCAUAGUCUCUUGGACAGCGAUGCUCCAAGCGAGUGUCAUCAGCAGCGAUCUGGAUGGGGCCAGGAUCAUCUUCACGCGAAUGCCGCAGCACGAUUACGUCUCCUGGACAGCGAUCCUCUCGGCGUGCGCAUCGAGCGGCCGGAUCCAGCAAGCCAAGGACAUCUUUGAGGAGAUGCCCGAUCGCGAUCGUCACGAGGGCGCGCAGAGCGCGAUCAUUGGAGCGUAUGCCCAAUGCGGGUAUCUCGAGAGCGCGAAGAGAGUGUUUGAUAAAAUGACCUCGCGGACGAGCCUCUCGUGGACCGGACUCCUCUCAGGCUAUGCUCAAGGUGGCCAUGCUGUGAAAGAAGCAAAAGAUCUCUUCGAUAGAAUGCCCGAUCACAACGUUCUCGCUUGCACGAUGAUGGUCUCGGCGUACGCACAGGACGGAGACGUGGUGGAAGCGAGAAAGAUGUUUGAUUCCAUGGCAGAGAGAAACGAGGUCUCUUGGAACGCUCUUCUUGCCGCAUAUGCUCAAAGAGGAGAUGUGGAGGAAGUGAAGCAACUAUUCGAUCGGAUGCCCGAGAAAGACGUUGUCGCGUGGACUGGUUUGAUCCAAAGCUAUGGUGAGGCCGGAAAUCUCCUGGGAGCGCGGCGCGUGUUUGAUCGCAUGCCCGAGCAGGACGUAGUUUCGUGGACCGCCAUUCUCUACGCGUAUGCGCUCCACGGGCAUCUAAGCGAAUCGAAGAAGCUGUUCUUGGCGAUGCCCGAGCGAGACGCGCUGUCUUGGAUCUCCAUGCUGGGUGGAUACGCCGCCAAUGGCGACGUGGAGACGGCCAAGAGUUUCUUCGCGAGAAUGCCGCAGCAGGACGAGAUCUCAUGCACGGCGAUCAUGGCAGCGUUUGCGCACAAUGGCUACUGCUCCCAGGUGGUGGAGGUGUUCUGGCGGAUGAUCGUGGAAGGCGUCAGCCCGGACGAGGUCGCCUUCGUCACGGUUCUCACGGCUUGCAGCCACGCCGGGCUGCUGGAGACGAGCUGGGAGCUCUUCGUGUCCAUGCGGGAGGAUCAUGGAUUGAGGCCUCUGAGCCAGCACUACCUCUGCAUGAUCGAUGUUCUUGGGCGAUCGGGAUUGCUGUCCAGCGCGGAAGAACUCAUCGCCACCAUGCCGUUCGUCCCCGACGAGGUGGCGUGGGGGAUGCUGCUGGCGGCAUGCAAGGUCCACAAGGACGUGAGCCGUGCCGCGCGGAUAGCCCGGGAUGCUGUGGCGGCAGACCCCGAGGAUUGCUCCUCGUACGUCUCGCUGGGCAACACUCUGGGCGUCACUGUGGAAGAGAAAGACGGAGAUUUGCGCCGACUAGGUUUCAUGACGUGA
Molecule: messenger RNA, 2121 nt
Organism: Selaginella moellendorffii
Lineage: Eukaryota; Viridiplantae; Streptophyta; Lycopodiopsida; Selaginellales; Selaginellaceae
Product: pentatricopeptide repeat-containing protein At1g32415, mitochondrial
Exons: 1
Coding region: 1-2121 (706 amino acids)
Molecular function (GO): protein binding
Source: RefSeq, a predicted model, not a curated record